Molecule: messenger RNA, 1567 nt
Organism: Coccinella septempunctata (seven-spotted ladybird)
Lineage: Eukaryota; Metazoa; Arthropoda; Insecta; Coleoptera; Coccinellidae
Product: WD repeat domain phosphoinositide-interacting protein 3
Exons: 4
Coding region: 106-1158 (350 amino acids)
Biological process (GO): protein lipidation; autophagy of mitochondrion; nucleophagy
Cellular component (GO): phagophore assembly site membrane; cytosol; extrinsic component of membrane
Molecular function (GO): protein binding; phosphatidylinositol-3,5-bisphosphate binding; phosphatidylinositol-3-phosphate binding
Source: RefSeq, a predicted model, not a curated record
UGAAUUCUUGUGGUUAUGUUUUGACAAUUUUUUCUUCUGAUAAGAUGUACUUUCCAACAGUUUUUCAUUCUUCAAAAAAUAACGUGUAACAAUUAGUGGUUCAAAAUGAAUAUCGGAACUGGAAGCAGACAUAAUAACGAUUUGCAGUAUGUGACUUUCAAUCAGGACCAAUCUUGUUUUGCCUGUGCUACAACUACAGGUUUUAGAAUCUUCAAAUGUGAACCGCUAAAGGAAAGGCUGAAACAUGACUUUGCUAAUGGAGGUCUUGGGUUCAUAGAAAUGCUAUUUAAUUCUAAUUAUUUAGCAAUAGUGGGUGGCAGUGAAAGACCUUUAUAUCCCUCAAACAGAGUUCAGAUAUGGGAAGAUCUAACCAAAAAUGUGAUGCUCAAAUUAGAAUUCAACUACCCUGUGCUAGGCGUGAGACUCCGUAGGGAUAGAAUCGUUGUAGUUAUGGAAAAAAUGAUUAAAGUAUUCACUUUCACUCAAAAUCCAACACAACUUCACAUUUUUGAAACACACAGUAACCCGAAAGGUUUGUGUGCAUUAUGUCCUAACAGUGACAAUGCUUUACUUGCUUUUCCAUGGAAUAAACCGGGCACAGUACAACUUAUUGAUCUUGCCAAUGCUGAUAGGAAUUUUAUAAACAUAGGUGCUCAUUCAUCCGAAAUAGCUUGUAUGACUCUAAAUAAUCAGGGAACACGUUUGGCUACUGCUAGUGAAAAAGGAACGUUAAUUAGGGUUUUCGAUACUUCCAAUGGAGAAUUAUACAUUGAGCUACGGAGAGGAAGUAACUAUGCAACUAUACAUUCUAUUAACUUCAGUCAUCAAUCGACAAAGUUGUGUGUUUCUUCUGAUCGUGGCACCAUUCACAUUUUUGCUCUAGAUGAUCCUUCACUGAAUCAGCGUUCCCAAUUGGCUAUGUCUAGUAUCUUAGCAUCAUAUUUUUCUUCUAGCUGGUCAUUUUGCAGGUUUUCAAUUCCUGAUUAUCCAACAUGCAUAUGUGCUUUCAGUUCAAAUGAUGACUAUAUCCAUGCUGUUUGUGCUGAUGGUUAUUUCUACAAAUUCUCUUAUGACCUUCAAGGUUCCUUUACAAGGGAAUUCAGUACAUCCUUCUUAACCCUUAGUGAAAAUACUGACAAUAAUUUGGCUUCAGAAUGAUUUCUGCCAAAUUGAACAUAAGUUGUUAAAUGAAUUUUCAAAACAAUUGUGAUCGCCUUUGUAUUAUCUGUUAUAUGUAUUUGAAGUCUUGGAAGAAGCAUUAAAUUAUUAUCAAGCAUUGUGAUGUGUCCAGAGAAUAUAUUUAUUUGAAUGAAAAGAUUAAAAAUUUUUAUGUAAUAUUUGUUAUUUUAUAUUUGGGAGUUACAGACUGUGGAGCAUCAGUGAAGACAGAGAAAAUUGAAAAUAAAUUUAAGAUUUUAUUAUGUUAUGUACUAUAAAAUUGUGAUUUUUUCCCAGUGAAUAUGAUUUAGAUUCUAAAGAAAAGAUAUCUGUUUGCUUGUUUAUCCUAGUUGGAAUCUAUCGAGUGUAUUUCCAUUUAUCUGAUUCAGCAAUAUAUAUAUUUUUAUGA